Molecule: messenger RNA, 4394 nt
Organism: Sorex araneus (European shrew)
Lineage: Eukaryota; Metazoa; Chordata; Mammalia; Eulipotyphla; Soricidae
Gene: ARB2A
Product: family with sequence similarity 172 member A
Exons: 11
Coding region: 158-1408 (416 amino acids)
Biological process (GO): regulatory ncRNA-mediated heterochromatin formation
Cellular component (GO): nucleus
Molecular function (GO): siRNA binding
Source: RefSeq, a predicted model, not a curated record
UGCAAGUCGAACUUGGUCGGGACGCGCGUCCCGAGAGGGAAAGUCAGAACCGCCGCACGAGGGAGUUCGCCGGGCGAGCUGGACGGCCACGCCUCCUCCCGCCUCCCCCCGCAGCCCUGUAGCUGGGGGCAGAGCUCAGACUGUCUUCUGAAGAUUGAUGUCUAUUUCCUUGAACUCUUUAAUUUUGUUGCCAAUUUGGAAAAGCAUGGCACACAUCCAGCAGGGAGGUCCAGAUGAAAAAGAAAAGACUACAGCACUGAAAGAUUUAUUGUCUAGGAUAGAUUUGGAUGAACUAAUGAAAAAAGAUGAACCGCCUCUUGAUUUUCCUGAUACCCUGGAAGGAUUUGAAUAUGCUUUUAAUGAAAAGGGGCAGUUAAGACACAUAAAAACUGGGGAGCCCUUUGUUUUUAACUACCGGGAAGACUUGCACAGAUGGAACCAGAAAAGAUACGAAGCUCUGGGAGAGAUCAUCACAAAAUAUGUCUAUGAGCUUUUGGAAAAGGAUUGUAAUUUGAAAAAAAUCUCCAUUCCAGUGGAUGCCACUGAAAGUGAACCAAAGAGCUUCAUCUUUAUGAGUGAUGAUGCUUUGACAAACCCAGAGAAACUGAUGGUUCUAAUUCAUGGUAGUGGCGUUGUCAGGGCAGGUCAGUGGGCUAGAAGACUCAUUAUAAAUGAAGAUCUGGACAGUGGCACACAGAUACCUUUUAUUAAGAGAGCUAUGGAUGAAGGUUAUGGCGUGAUAGUACUGAAUCCUAAUGAAAACUAUAUUGAAGUAGAAAAGCCGAAGAUACACUUACAGUCAUCUUCUGAUAGUUCAGAUGAACCUGCAGAAAAACGGGAAAGAAAAGAUAAAGUCUCUAAAGAAACAAAGAAGCGACGUGAUUUCUAUGAGAAGUAUCGUAACCCCCAAAGAGAAAAGGAAAUGAUGCAGCUGUAUAUCAGAGAAAAUGGUUCUCCUGAAGAACAUGCAGUCUAUGUGUGGGACCAUUUUAUAGCCCAAUCUGCAGCUGAGAAUGUGUUUUUUGUUGCUCACAGUUAUGGAGGUCUUGCUUUUGUUGAGCUGAUGAUUCAACGAGAAGCAGAUGUAAAAAGUAAGGUGACUGCUGUGGCGCUGACAGACUCUGUUCACAAUGUGUGGCAUCAAGAAGCUGGCAAAACCAUUCGAGAAUGGAUGAGAGAGAACUGUUGUAACUGGGUCUCCAGUUCAGAGCCAUUGGACACAUCAGUGGAAUCCAUGCUUCCCGACUGUCCCCGAGUCUCAGCAGGGACCGACCGUCACGAGCUAACUUCGUGGAAGAGCUUCCCGUCGAUUUUCAAAUUCUUUACCGAAGCCUCGGAGGCCAAGAGCAGCUCCCUGAAGCCGGCGCUGACGCGGCGCUCGUACCGCAUCAAGCACGAGGAGCUGUAAGAGGAGAGCGAGUGCGACGGGGGAGGGUCGCCCGAGCCCCCCCCCACCCACCCUCCAGCACGCACCCGCACGUCUCCGAAAGCGCGCGCCGCCGCCGAGCAGCCUUCCAGCCCCUCAUUAGAUUGUUUUCUUCCCAGAGCACAGGGUCGUGCUAUAUACAUCUAAAUAGCGUUUUGCAUUAUUUCUAGAUGAGUGCAACUGUCAAAGCAAUAUGGGUUCGCCGGUCGGGCUUCCUGCGGGCCGAGCCUGGCUCCGCGCUGCCCGUCAGCGCGCAGAUUAAGGCUGACAGCGCCCUGCCCGGCGCGGCCCGCGCCGCUCUAAUUGCCCCGGCCGAGCCCGCGCCGGCCUAGCCGGCCGACCCGCGCGGCGUCUGCGCGGUCCUACCGCCCGCUGCUGCGCCGCCGCCGCCGCCCGCCCCCACUCCGCCCCCCUUAAUCCCGGCCCUUUUGCUGCCUCUCGGCACAGAAGCAAACUCUUCUUCUAGUCUUCAAACUUGCAUUCUUGCAUUUUGAGGUCGGCUUUUUCCCGUUGGCGUCUUACGCCUCUCUUUUUUUAAAACAAGCUGCCCCCCUCCCCCGCGUCCUUCCCCCCCCAUCAAGCAAAGCCAAAUUUAAAUUCAGAACAUGAAUGCCAUGAUAUACUAGAUAGUUUGCGGAGUGCAAAUUAUUCCCUCCCGGAUUUAUCUGUGUUCAUUCCGAGACUAGAACAACUUUGCAUAAAAACCGCUAAAGUCCUGACUCAACAUUGCGGCUUAAAAAAAAAAAAAAAAGCAACCUUGCCUUUUCACUGAGACUUUUACUCUCCUUUCGGGAGAAGUGGUUGUAACCAAAACCAAACGAUGAGCCAAUCUAUUUAAGUACAUGUGUGAACGUCUCAUAUUUGAAGAAAUUCCCAACUGUAUCAUUAGAAUUGACUUUACUUUUUAAAAAUCUAUAAUGUGCGUUGAAUAGCGUUAUGAUUUACAUUCCAUGCUUCAGUUUGGCCAGUUGAGUCUUAAAGUGGAGAAAGUUUGUGUGGAUCCUAACUAGAAUAAUCUAUUCUGAACUUUCACGGACUUAAAACCUUCUAGGGAUAGAACUUUAUAUUGUCACCAGGAAGAUGAACUUGCGUAUUAAAUUGCAUAGUUCACUUCAUAGUUCAUUUUCCCUGUGAAAGAGUAGGGGGAUGAGGGAGGCUGAGAUGGUUCUUUUCGUUUCUGCACCAACAGAAAAGCAAAUACCUGGCGUGAAAGAUUUUUCUCCUCUCAAUCCAAUAGUAUCAUUUAUAGUAUUCCACUUUCUUUGUAGGGUUUGCCCUACUGUUUCAACUUUUAAAUCCAGCUCAGAUCUGAUCAACACUGUGAAAUAUGAGGUAAAAUAAGGUUUUCUGACUUUUUUCAUUCAAAUAUUAAAUAUUAGCUAUCAAUUUUUAAUUACUUGAAUAUAAUUACUUAGUGAAGAUUGUUUCUAAUAGAUGAGGAUCUGAAUUUAAUAUUUUUUCAACCUUUUUUAAAGUGAAUGCAACAAUUAACAUGCCUGCCUUAUUUGAAGAUGUGAUAAAAAUGUAUCCAAAAUGACUUAAGACUGUCUGAUUCCUAAAAAAAAAAGAAAAGAAAAGAAAAACAUAAAGUAACCACCUCAUGGAUAAAUGUUUUUAUAUUAUGAACUGAUUACCAAAAGUUUUAAAGUUGAUAAUUCUUUAUCUGUGUUUUGGUGUACAAGUACAAUUAAUUAGUUCUUUUCGUUGAAUGAUGGCAAUGAAUGUGAUCUUUUUUUCAGUGAUUCUAUAUGCAUAUCUUUCGAUGUUAUUUUUACAGAAACAACACAAAAGGAAAAAUCAAAACAUCAUUUUAUCAAGCUCCUGGAUGACUUAAAAUGUAUACCCCCCCCCCAACAAUGUUUAAAGCACGCUUUGGUCUCCAAUCUUUUCUACUUUAGAAGUAGUGAACUGUGUAAAAUAAUGGUACCUUCUUCCUUUAAGAGAAUUUGAGAAUUGAUGUGGAAAGAAUAUAGCCUUCAAAAUGUACUAUAAGCUGUUUUCAACAUUUGAAAAAAAAUGCAGGAAACUAAUUUAAUUGCAAUUUUAAAAUCACUUAUGCGAUGUUGAAAAUUUAUGAAGCUUCUGCAACUAAAUUAGAGCAAAGUAAAUAUGCUCAGCUAUCAAACUAAAUCACUCCUAUUCCUUCUCCAAUUCUCACUUCUUUUUUAAAAAAAAAAACUUUAUUUGUGACUUAAGUGAUUCACUGUUUAAUUGCCUCUAAUACUUUUGCAUCCACCUUGUUUUAGGCCUUGUUUAACUAUCUAUAGAGAGCUAUUUGCAAACUUAAGUUGUGUAAAUGUAAUUUCUACUUGUGGAUCUGAAGGAUAACAGCCCGGAGAGAUCUAGGCAAAUCAUUCAAGACCUCCUACUGAUAACUGAUAAGAUUCUUUGUAUAGUGGGAUUUUUAACCUGUUGAUUAUGGGGCUGUUGGUAUAAAUGUAAUAAUAUCAUUCACCUCAAUUUUCCUGAUACUGCAACAAACAGUUGGGAGUAGCCCUCCUGCUUGGAGGUGACAAGUGUUAACAAUAUUUCUGCUCUGAUCUUCUCCCUGUCUGAUUUCCUUUAGACAGGUUUUUAGGGGCAAUAGAGGUUUAAGCUUAGGAUGUGUGCUUCCCCCCGCCCUUUUUUAAAUUACAUACUGAGUAUUUACUGAUCAGUGCUUAGUGAUAGCGAAGAGUUGUUAGUACCUAAGAUUUUAAAUAGUCUUGUUAAAACUUGCAAGUCAAAUAUUGGCUUUGGAGCUUUCUAAAAAUGCCUAACCCUGCAAUCUUUGAAAGUUUUUAUGGGUAUUUGAAGGGAGGGAUCUACUUGUAAUAGCUAUUCUUUUCUCAAAUUUUUGCCUUGUGCUUUGACCUGUAUUACAUUAUUGUCAAUACCAAAAAGAAAAAAGUAAAGCACAGGAGUUUUCCUAUAUUAUAUAUUUCUGUUUACCACUUUAAAAUGAAAUAAAAAACACUUUUCCCAACAA